AUUGUACGAAUUUGCCAAAAAAGAAUAAAGAAACAAAUAGCUAGAAUGCAUUGCCGUUUGGUACAGUGACACAAAAUCAUAUGUGAUCUCCGUCAACAAAUGAUCAGGCCACUGAAGUACAAUGCAGAUCCUAAUAUAUACUACUACAUAGAAGUGCACUGCAAGUGAACCAGACAAAGUUGCAGACUAUGAAGAGCCGGAGCCUCCCCGCGGCGGUUGCCGCCGCCAUCAUCUUCUUCCUCUCCACCGGGGCCCUACCGGCGGCAUCGGCCAUUGUCGAGCACACCUUCGUUGUGAGCCAGGUGAAAAUGGAGCACCUGUGCAAGGAGACGCUUGUGACCGUGGUGAACGGGCAGCUCCCGGGGCCGGCGAUAGAGGUCACAGAGGGAGACUCGGUGGCCGUUCAUGUCAUCAACAAAUCACCAUACAAUAUAACAAUCCAUUGGCAUGGAGUGAAGCAGUGGCUGAACUGUUGGGCUGACGGGGUGCCGAUGAUUACCCAGCUCCCCAUCCUUCCGAACCACAACUUCACCUACCGGCUCAACAUCACCGGGCAAGAAGGCACCCUGUGGUGGCAUGCUCAUGUCGCCUUCCUCCGAGCAACCCUGCACGGCGCUUUCAUCAUCCGGCCGAGACACGGAGCCAGCUCGUACCCUUUUCCUAAGCCUCAUAGGGAGAUCCCCAUCAUUAUAGGGGAUUGGUGGGAGCUGGACCUUGCACAGGUGGGCUGGAACAUGGCGCACGGUUUCUUGUUUUAUUUCGCCAGUGCAUCCACAAUCAAUGGCAAGCUUGGAGAUCUCUUCAAUUGCUCCGGGGUCGCGGAAGAUGGCUACGUGCUGGACGUGGAGCCCGGCAAGACCUACCUGCUCCGAGUAAUCAACGCUGCGCUCUUCUCAGAGUACUACCUCAAGAUCGCCGGGCACAAGUUCACGGUGGUCGCCGCCGACGCCAACUAUGUCAGCCCCUACACCACGGAUGUCAUCGCCAUCGCGCCCGGCGAGACGGUGGACGCCUUGGUGGUCGCCGACGCGCCCCCCGGAAGGUACUACAUGGUCGCUAAACCCAACCAGGCGCCAUUGCCUGACACCCAGACCCCAGAGUACACCACGAGAGGAAUGGUGCAGUACAGCAACAGCAAUAGCCACGGUGCAAUGCAGAGAUCAAGCCGCGGUGCCGAAGAAGAAGGAGAUGGAGGUCCAUCUGGUGAUGUGCCAGUAGCACCUGAGAUGCCUGACACGCACGACACAAUUACAUCGUUCUACUUCCACGGCAACCUAACCAGUCUACGCCACCGACAGAGCUCGCUAGUGCCGGUGCGAGUUGACGAGCGCCUGUUCUUAGUGCUCGGACUGGGCUCUAUCUGCCGCAAAGGCCAGUCCUGCAAGAGAGGCAACACUAACGAGACUAUCCCCUCGGCGACCAUGAACAACGUCUCCUUCCAGUUCCCCGCGAUGACGACACCACUGCUAGAAGAACACUACUACCACACCGAUGGCAUGGGCACGCUACAAGAACUUCCCAAUAGGCCGCCAAGGGCGUUCAACUUCACCGACCCCGCCUUGAUUCCGUUUGGACCCAAGGAGGAACGGCUAGAGCCGACGUCCAAGGCAACGAUGGUGCGGCGGUUCCGGCACGGCGCCGCGGUGGAGAUGGUGUUCCAGAGCACAGGGAUUAUGCAGGGCGACUCCAACCCGAUGCACCUACACGGCCACGACAUGUUCUUGCUCGUGCAGGGUCUCGGCAACUACGAUGCAUCGAAGGACGUGGCAACGUACAAUCUAGUGAAUCCGCUGGUGAAGAACACUGUGCUCGUCCCGAAUCUUGGGUGGGCUGCCGUCCGAUUUGUCGCCAACAAUCCAGGGGUAUGGUUCAUGCAUUGCCACUAUGAGUUCCAUUUGUCGAUGGGUAUGGCUGCAGUGUUUAUUGUGGAGGAUGGGCCAACAGUAGACAAGUCCCUGCCGCCACCGCCUGCGAAUUUUUUGACAUGUGGCCAUGAUGAUAAUCUCGUGCCAGAUGAAUUAUACCUCCAAACUAAGAAAAGUGGAGUGUCCUGGAUAAAUGGAGUCUAAAAUAUAACUCUGAGCACUAUUUUCCAAUAAACGAAAUGCACUUUUGAAUUAUGAAUGUGUGCUUUGAGAUUAAAUGUACCCAUAUAAUUUUCAUGUAACCGGUCUUAGAGUGCAGUGUUGUUCGGCGCAAACGAGCAAGUACUUUACUCUCUCAAACUCAUGUUCGUUUCAAGACAUUUUAAGCUUUAAUACAUGUCUACGUGGUACUCAUUUCUUUGGGGAUGAUGUGAAUCGGUAUGU
Molecule: messenger RNA, 2309 nt
Organism: Phragmites australis (common reed)
Lineage: Eukaryota; Viridiplantae; Streptophyta; Magnoliopsida; Poales; Poaceae
Product: laccase-15-like
Exons: 6
Coding region: 189-2069 (626 amino acids)
Biological process (GO): lignin catabolic process
Cellular component (GO): apoplast
Molecular function (GO): copper ion binding; hydroquinone:oxygen oxidoreductase activity
Source: RefSeq, a predicted model, not a curated record